Molecule: messenger RNA, 3757 nt
Organism: Entelurus aequoreus (snake pipefish)
Lineage: Eukaryota; Metazoa; Chordata; Actinopteri; Syngnathiformes; Syngnathidae
Product: Translocating chain-associated membrane protein 1-like 1-like
Exons: 11
Coding region: 280-1395 (371 amino acids)
Biological process (GO): SRP-dependent cotranslational protein targeting to membrane, translocation; protein insertion into ER membrane
Cellular component (GO): endoplasmic reticulum membrane
Source: RefSeq, a predicted model, not a curated record
CGUAAAGGCACACACAGGGCGGUUCAUGAAUGGGCAGUGGGAGGGCCCAUCGUCAGUCUUUACCAGUCGGCCGUGGGUUAAAAAAGUGGGUGUUGAGUUGUAGUUUUGUUUGGCUCGCAAUGUUUUCGCAAUGUUUUUGAACACAUGAGCAGCGGGACACCGCGCACACAGACUGCACCGAGAGGGGCGUUCAUCCAUCGGCUGCCCGGUGCAGGCCAACCGCGGUGCAGUUAACGGCAGACCCGCAGGAGCAAGAGGAGUCUCGCCUGUGAGUCAGCCAUGGGUUUCCGCAAGAAGAACAAGAGCCCAUCUAUGCUCAGCCACGAAUUUAUUAUCCAGAACCACGCCGACAUGGUUUCGUGCCUGGCUAUGACCAUCCUCCUGGGCCUGAUGUUCGAGGUCACAGCAAAGUUUGCCAUCAUGUUCAUCACAGUCCAGUAUAAUGUCACACAAGUUCUUGGUGAGAAGAACGACCCAGUGAACUUUUACCAUUAUGGCCCAAAAGAUGUGGCUACUGUGUUUUUUUAUCUUCUCAUCGCUGUCAUCCUUCAUGCCCUGAUCCAAGAAUAUAUUUUGGAUAAAAUUAACAGGAGGCUGCAUCUGUCAAAAACCAAACACAGCAAGUUCAAUGAAUCAGGGCAACUGGCGGCAUUCUACCUGUUCUCCUUCAUCUGGGGCUGCAGCAUCCUGACAGCGGAGGACUUUGCAAAAAACCCAACUUUCCUAUGGGAGGGUUACCCACACACUCACAUGGUUUUUCAGGCCAAGUUUUUCUAUGUAUGCCAAAUUGCUUAUUGGCUUCACACACUUCCUGAACUCUACUUUCAAAAAGUACGCAAGGAGGAUAUCCCUCGCCAGCUCUACUAUAUUUGCCUCUAUGUUGUUCACAUCACUGGUGCCUAUGUCCUACAUCUCCACCGACUCGGACUGUUGUUGCUGGUCCCUCACUACUUAGUGGAGCUGCUGUUUCACGCCUCUCGUCUCUUCUACUUCAGUGAUGAGAACAAGCAGAAGGGUUUCACUCUGUGGGCUUUACUUUUUGUCAUUGCGCGACUGCUUACUCUCACCCUGUCUGUCCUGACAUUUGGCUUCGGAUUGCCCCGGAUAGAAAACCAAGGCUUUUCACUCGUGAAAGGCAACUUUAAUGUCCUCACUGUAAGGAUGACAUGUUUGGCAGCCAUCUGCCUGACUCAGGCUUGGAUGAUGUGGAAGUUCAUCAAUUUCCAGUUAAAGAAGUGGAGGGAACACAAUCAGAACCAGGCCUCAAAGAAGAAGACAAACAGCCCAAAGAGCAAACCUCACAAAAGGGAACUCAUAAGGGGAGGAGCCACCAAUGGAAUUGUGAAGCCUGAUGAGAAGACAUCACCACGCGCGAGGAAAGCUAAAAACUCAUAAACGCGGAGCAUCUGUUUACUGCUCGCUAAACAAAAUCACACAAAAAACCUCACAUAGCUGUCUCUUUUGACGAUCACAUUCCCUUUGCAAGACUUGUUCUGGGUGGAGGUUUGCAGGACAGACUUGGUUUUGAUGCUUUAAACCAAUAUCACUUCUUUAAGAUAAAAGUGUAUUUUUGUGUACAAGUACAGUAGUACCUCAACUUAGGAGCUUAAUUGGUUCUGUGACAGGGCUCUUAACUCAAAACAUUUGUAUAUGAAAUCAACAGUGCAACAUUGAAAAUAAUUGCAAUGUUGGCAAUUUUAUCUUAAUCACACACAACAGCCACGGCACAAACCCCCGAACAAGCUGAUGUGGCGUCCAUGUUUUCUCGUGUAGUAGCCUCUUCUUUGUUCAUUUACAAAAUUGUCGAGGCCACGUUGGGGCAUGUGCGCACUUAUACUGGAGUCUGAUAAAGAUCGCAUGUUACCUGUAAACCAAACAGUCAUCGGGUAAAAAAAUCAGAUUUCGAAAAAGUGAGAUUUGUUCCACUUUGGCCUGCCGUGUAAACAUAGUCAGUCCGUCUUUCCGUUUUCUACCGCUUGUCCCUUUCGGGGUUGUGGGGGGUGCUGGAGCCUAUCUCAGCUGCAUUCGGCCGGAAAGCGGGGUACACCCUGGACAAGUCGCCACCUCAUCGCAGGGCCAACACAGAUAGACAGACAACAUUCACACUCACAUUCACACACUAGGGACCAUUUAGCGUUGCCAAUCAACCUAUCCCCAGGUGCAUGUCUUUGGGAGGUGGGAGGGAGCCGGAGUACCAGGAGGGAACCCACACAGUCACGGGGAGAAAAUGCAAACUCCACACAAAAAGACACCGCGCCCGGGAUUGAACUCAGGACCUUUGUAUUGUGAGGCACAUGCACUAACCCCUGGUCCACCGUGCUGCCGUAAACAUAGUCUUAGAUAAAAAAUAGAGUAUGAAAAAAUGACAAAUGUGCUACUAACAACUACAGUAGUUUUAUGAAGUAAUGUUAUGAUAAUGUACAAUAUUACCUUAGAGAGUGGACUUCUACAGUAUCUCCUUCCAGAUGCUUUGCCGUCAAACACACCAUCAGCAGCUUCUAUAUAUUUUCAUGGAUAAAUGUUUGCUGUUUAGAUAUUAUUUUAACAUCUUUGGCUGGCGUUAGACUCAUUCAAUCAAUCAAUUAAUCUAUACAUCAAUCAAUCUGUAUUAUCAUUGUCAUAAUAACAUCAUUUUUUUUAUAUAUGUGCAUACUACUUCUAGCUAUUUGGCUGUUGUAGUUUUUAUUUUUUUAAAUUUUUAUUAUCUUUUUAUUUGUAUUUUUUUUAAUACACUGUAGCACUUUGAGGUUGUUUACUCAAUGUAAAGUGCUUUUUACAAAUAAAAUCUAUUAUUAUUAUUAUUAUUAUUAUUAUUAUUAUUAUUAUUAUUAUUAUUAUUAUCAGUUAUACUUGUCAACAAUAUUUUGGAGCAUAUUGUGGUGGUGCAGGUCACUUCUGGUACAUACAUAGGCAGCACAAUAGCAGUAGUUUUUGUAGCAUAAUAGCAGGACAGGUGAAGGGGCGUAAACAGAUGUUUGAGGAGUGUUUUGCUUCAGUACGGUGCAGACUAGCAGUUAUACGCUUGAAUUGCUAUGUCAAGUAGGGCACACACUGUCAUGUUUUUGAUUAUUUAUUUCUUUAAUUCAGUGCAUAACAGCCACUUCUUCUCAGCACUGUCCUUCACGCUCACUUUCUUCCUUCCCAUUGUUGGAAAACAAAGUAAUGCUGAUCUCCAGCUAAAAACUAAUGCUAAAGAGUAAGACCAGGGGCCUCAUGUAUUAAGAAUUGUGUUAAUUUCCUACAAAAAAAUAGUGUAGGCUCAAAUCUAGAAAUGUUGGAGUGCAGCUGGCCACUCCCUGUCCACGCCCCCAUUUAACUACUACAUCAGGAAAAAGUGAAGAAGAAGAAGAUGGAUAUGUCCCAAACAAGCGAGGGGACCGAAAAUAAAGUAGCGCUCUUCCUGUCUGAAAAGAUAGUGGCUGCAAUAUUACGUAAAACUUUAGAAGAGGUGGGUGACUCUGAUUACCCCAAGUUAAAUAUAAUUUGUUAUAACUUACAACAAAAUGUGUUCAUACAGUAGCCUGAUGAUGUAAUAUUUUGUUUGCAAUGUUUUACAUUUAAACAUACUGGCAUUCAAAGAAGAUAUGAAAGACUUUGACUCCUUUGAUUACUCAAUGUAUUAUUACACCACAGGAGAACUACUUGUGGUAGCAGCCAUGUGACACCAAGUGGGCACAUUCCUCAAGUUGGCGUGAGGCAGCACACAUUUCCAUGCUCAGUUCACUUUUGAUUUACAGUCGUGGUCAAAAGUUUACAU